AUGGCUGACCGUCAGUAUCCACACCAAGUUCAAGUUCAUCCUUCAACUCGUUAUGAAGGUGGUGGUGGUAUGAGGACACUUCUUCCUCAAAAAGGUCCUUCAACUACUCAAAUUUUAGCCAUUGUUACGCUUGUUCCCGUUGGCGGACUACUUUUAGGACUUGCAGGCCUUACUCUUCUUGGCACCAUUAUUGGUCUCGUUGUUGCUACUCCUGUUUUUCUACUCUUUAGCCCUGUUCUUGUACCUGCUGCUAUCACCGUUGCUCUUGCUGUCACUGGCUUCUUGACUUCAGGUGCAUUUGGGUUGACGGGUCUAUCAUCACUUUCUUGGAUUGUGAAUUACUUUAAGGAAGGGAGAAGCAUGACAGAGCAGUUGGAUUACACUAAGCGGCGAAUUCAAGACCGAGCUGCGGAAGCUACGGCACAAGUUGGACAAAAGACUAAGGAUGCUGGACAGGCAAUACAGAGCAAAGCACAGGAAACCAAAGAAAGUGCUAGGGCCUGA
Solanum dulcamara is the source of this 504-nucleotide messenger RNA. RefSeq names its product oleosin H1-like. Gene Ontology annotation, biological process: seed oilbody biogenesis; lipid storage; response to freezing. The transcript is spliced from 2 exons. The record is from RefSeq and is a predicted model, not a curated record. Gene Ontology annotation, cellular component: membrane; monolayer-surrounded lipid storage body. Lineage: Eukaryota; Viridiplantae; Streptophyta; Magnoliopsida; Solanales; Solanaceae. The coding region runs from base 1 to 504 and encodes 167 amino acids.